GUCAUCAUGACUUUACAACAUUAACAAAUUCAAAAUUGCAAAAAUCCUUCGUGCAACAUUUUCUCAUCAAUCUCACAUUCAUUCCCAUUUAUUGUACAUCAAUAAAUUAUCACAUUUGUUUCACAUCAAUUUUCUACAUUCAUUACACACAUUUUCUACAUUCGUCGAUACAUCGAAUUCAAUUACAGCCAUUAAAAAUGGAAGGUUUCCAAAUUUCUUACGAAAGGAUACAGAGAAUGGCCAAGUUCGUAGAAGUUAUUAUGGGGUGUAAACCAAGAAUAGGCAUAAUUUGCGGAGCAGGAAUGCUUCCAAUUUUCGAUAUAGUGGAAAGCCGAAACGAAAUAAAAUAUUCCCAAAUUCCCGGAUUCCCCGCCGCCGAUGUGGGACCACAGGGAAACGCGUUCGUUUACGGCAACAUCGCCUGCAUCCCCGUCAUAAUCCAAACUGAUAGAUUCAUGUUCUACGAAGGUUACACAUUGGACGUGAUCACGUUGUCGGUGAAAUUGUUCUACUUGUUGGGCGCCACCGAGCUGAUCGUGCUCACCUCCGCCUUCAGCAUCAACCCCAGUUACAAGCCGGGCGACGUGAUGAUCAUGAAGGACCAGCUCAACAUGGUCGGCCUGUGCGGCUCCAACCCGCUGCGCGGCCCCAACGACGAGCGCUUCGGCGACCGGUGCCCCUCGAUGAUCGAUUGCUUCGAGCGCGCCGUCUACAAGCACGCCCGCCGCAGCGCCGAGGAGCUCGGCUGGGGCUGCAAGAUCCACACGGGCGUGUACGCCUCCAUUUCGGGACCCACCACCACCACCGCGGCGGAGGCGAAUAUGCUGCGGAUGUUCGGGGUGGACGCGGUGGGCAUGACGUCGGUGCACGAGGUGAUCGCCGGGAGGCAUUGCGAUAUGGCGGUGUGCGGAUUGGCGCUGGUGACGGCGAUGGCGCGAUUGGAUUACGGCAGGUACAGGGAGCCGACGGCGGGCGGGAUGGCCGCCGUGGUGGCGGAGAACGUGGCGCCGCUGCAGGACCUGUUGGUGAAGAUAGUGCAGUUUAUGGGCGUGAAGAGGGUGUGCAAGUGCAUCAAUAAGGGAGAUUUGGAGGGACGGAAGAGCAGGAAGAGUACUAUUAGGAGUUGAGUUAAUAAAAGUUUGGAUAUCGUCAUGGUGUUUUGUGUUAUUUUUAAGCGUAGGCGCGCUGUUUUAAUAUUUAUGUAGGUGGAUUUCUCGUGUUUAACAUCGGCUCGUUAGCUCAGUGGUUAGAGCACCACACUGAUAAGAUUUCGCGUGGAGGUCGUAGGUUCGAUUCCUA
Molecule: messenger RNA, 1299 nt
Organism: Phyllotreta striolata
Lineage: Eukaryota; Metazoa; Arthropoda; Insecta; Coleoptera; Chrysomelidae
Source: the annotation of a GenBank genome assembly